This is a messenger RNA of Myotis davidii, 2098 nucleotides long. RefSeq names its product family with sequence similarity 3 member B (gene FAM3B). The transcript is spliced from 8 exons. Bases 85 to 792 code for a protein of 235 amino acids. Lineage: Eukaryota; Metazoa; Chordata; Mammalia; Chiroptera; Vespertilionidae. The record is from RefSeq and is a predicted model, not a curated record.
GCCCUGGCCCUGGCGUGUGGGAAGUCCCCAGUCACCUGGCAGCUGCCGCCCGAGGCCAGGAGGGCAGGGAGCAGCACCUGGAAGAUGAACCUGAAGGCUGCCGGCACCCUGAGAGCCGUGCUCUUCAUCUUCGCCUCCGUGUGCGCCUGGUAUUCUGGGUACCUGCUGGCACAGCUCGUCCCAGACGUGCCCCUGUCCAGUGCCAUCUACAGCAUCCGGAGCAUCGGGGAGAGGCCCAUCCUCAAAGCCCCGGCCCCCAAGAGGCAAAAAUGCGACCACUGGUCCGCGUGCCCCCCGAACACCUAUGCUUACCGGUUGCUCAGCGGCGGGGGCAGGGACAAGUACGCCAAAAUCUGCUUUGAGGAUGAGCUGCUCAUAGGAGAAAAGAUUGGAAAUGUUGGGAGAGGAAUAAAUAUUGCCAUUGUCAAUUAUGUGACUGGGAAAGUGAUAGAAGCACGGUAUUUUGAUAUGUAUGAAGGAGAUUACUCCGGACCCAUGACCAAGUUCAUUCAGGGCGCGCCUGCAAAGUCCCUGCUCUUCAUGGUGACCCACGAUGAUGGCAGCAGCCGACUGAAGGAGGACGCCAAGAAGACCAUAGAAGCGCUGGGAAGCAAAGAAAUCAGGAACAUGCGGUUCAGGUCCAGCUGGGUGUUUCUUACAGCGAAGGGCUUUGAACUCCCUGCAGGAAUCGAGAGAGAGAAGAUCAACCACUCUGAUGCUGCAAAGAACAGAUACCCGGGCUGGCCUGCAGAAAUACAGAUAGACGGCUGUGUACCGAAAGAGCUAAGCUAACAUUGUGCAGACUUAAUAAAUGUGUGUAUUUUUAUAGACAGAUGAAUCAUGGAAUGGCCCACGAAUCUUAUCAAACAGUCAAUAUUUGAUUUUAUGGGUUUUGUCGUCAACCAGCCAAUAUUUGCUACGUGCAUGAAAUCUUGGCACACAGUGUUUUUAUGCCAAUAUUUAUACAGUGAAAAUAUUAAUGAGCAGGAAGACUAAAAUGAAUGGAAAUUGUUCAAUGAAGGGGGUUUAACCUGGAACGGAGAGCGUUGGGGGAAGUAACCCCUGCUUGUGAGUGUGGAGUUAUUUUAUGAUCAGAUCUAAGCUUGACCCUAUAGUCAAGAGAGAAAGCCUUGAUUCCAUGAUCAUCGAGCACACCCUCUUACGGGACAGUCAUCUCCCAGGAGAAGGAGCAAUGGUCAGAGGGCGUGGCAAAGCUGCCCUGGUCAGUGCCAGUUGAGCCCUUGAACUCUUCCAGUGGGUGCGUGAGUUUACUCUUUUCAUGGACAAACCUGGGCACGUCCUGCCUUUGGCCACUGGGGGUGCAGGGACACAGCCUCUGCCUUCCUGCAGGGGUGUCACUGCCAGAGCCCCGACGGCCUGGAGGGUCUGGGCUCAGGAGGACAACUGUACAGUGCACGCCAGGCUUUCCAGAGGCGCAUCAAGAGCCACAUAUGGGAGAUACGCACGCUCUGAGAAGCGUGUCCCAUGAUGCAUCUGAUUUGGGACGAAGACCAUCGGGUCAUGGCCAAGAGCUCAUUCUAACCGUCUUUCCAAGCCUGGCUACCAGAAAAGCGAGGGGACUUUGGUGCCAGGGUAAUAUCGCUUCUCUGAGCCUCCAGUUCCUCAUGUGUCAGAUGGGAGAAUUAGGGUAGAAGAAUGAGCCCAAGCAUUUUUAUCAGCAGUAAUCCUUUGAAAAACAUGGUAGCACAUGGCAGCCUGGAUUUCAGCAUCCUGGCCAUAUCAAACCAUCCAACCUCAGUGGCUUACAACAGCACUGAUUUCUCCCUCAGUAGUUACACCUGGGCCACCGCGCAGCUGCGACUGGGCCCUGAGCACUCAGCCAGGCCGGAGGAGGGUCCCCGUCAGGCACAGAAGCCAGAGAGCAGAAUGCACAUGCCCAGGACUCCGUGUGAGCCCCACCUCCUCACACCUGUCGCCAGGCCCAGCCUGGGGCGUGUCCACAGUGUGGCAGUGGGUGCGGUAAAUAUCCAUGAUACAGGACUACAAUGACUAUGGGGUGUGUGUUUUUUUUACUUUUAUUAGCAUGCAUUUGAUUCUGAGUUUACUCCCGCGCCAUAGUUUUUAUUUCCUCAAUUUC